Punica granatum (pomegranate) is the source of this 1354-nucleotide messenger RNA. The record is from RefSeq and is a predicted model, not a curated record. Lineage: Eukaryota; Viridiplantae; Streptophyta; Magnoliopsida; Myrtales; Lythraceae.
AUUCGGUUCAUCAUGGUGAGCUCUUCAGCAGAAGUGAAUAUAUCCUCCUUACCGUGCACAAUGGUUCUCCAGUUCUUAUUCUUGCAUUUGGACGACCAAGACCAGCUUUGAGACCUCUGCCUCUACUUAUAGUGCAGACUGGAGAUCUGCUGCAAAAUCAGCGCCAACAACAUGGGUUUUCAUGGCGACACAGCCCAUGGCUAUCUGCAGCCAGAUCCUCCAGCAGUACCAGGAGUUCGAUGACUAGACACAAGCAUAUGAUCUUUCUCUUGGUUAUCCACCUCUCGGAUUCAGAAGGAAAACCUGAAAGCUUCUCCGCCAUUUCCGACGUUCACGCUUUCCCUCCGGUGACUGCACCCGACGCCCGCGACUUCCGUGAAGCCUCCAACUCAAGUGACUAGUCUUUCAAGAUUCAGGUGAUCAUGUACGGGUUAAGCAGAAGAUUGCUGGUGUUUCAGAGAGGGUUGCAUGCAUUAUCUGAGAAUCGGAAUGGCCCAAGUGAGAGCUUGAGGAGAAAGGUUGCUGAGAUGGAAAAGUUCAAGAAGAAGAGAAACCCCAGAAAAGAUCAGCUUUUUGUGCAAGUUCCGGAGUCCCUAUCGUUCCUUGACACUGCAACAGCGCCAAUGAUCUUCACUGCAGUUGGAAUUGCUCUUUUUGCAAAGAUUCUCAUGAUGUAUGAUGAUUCGAAAUCUCAAGAGAUGAUUGAGAGGAAAAUAAAGAAUGCUCCAGCUGGUCAAGGCACGGUCAGGAUGCUCACUCGUGAAGAGUGGGAACGAAUAAGAGAGGAGAGGCCGAGAACUCCAUUUGAGUCCAAGCUUGCUCGUCCAAAUGCAAGAAUAAGAACUGGAGAACCAUUGUGCACGGAGGAUUUGAAGGAUUGGACGAUUGAUGUGUUCACUGAUGCACUUGCUCGAGCAGAAGAAAGUGUUCGUAAUUCAAGAUGACUUCAAUCUGAUUUGUACUUAUCCUGUACAUUGCAGUAAUGUAAGGUCCUUUUCAAGAGUAGACUGUCCAUGUAGUUUACUCGCCUAGUAAAUUCUUGGAUAGCUGAUAAGUCCAUGAAGGUAGAAAAAUGCAGGUCACACAUUUGAUGUCAUCAUCACAUUUUGAUCGAGUGAACUGAGGCUCAGCAUUCCACAGAAGCAUGAUUUAGGUUGUAAGGUGGGUGAUUUCGUUGUUCAUUUUCUAAACUUUUGGUCAUUUGCAUAUCAAAUGCAUCACCAGAAACAAAUUCCAAGUUAUCUUUAAUAUGAUACCAGCUAAAAAUUCAGGAACCUGUAAUGCCAGGUCAUCGAUGUGAUGCUUCCGAGCUUCCAUUUAGUUUCCUAAGGGGAUCUUGAUCAAUUUCCUGUAA